AUGGACUUAUGGCUGUUGUACUUACUGCAGCAUGAGUUCAGGGCGCGAAGAGCGUUACAAGAACGUUUGUCUUGCUUGGCAAGCAAGGACCAUGCCAUCACUUUGGUCAAAGAGAACCGCAACCUCUUGGCCCUCGUCAAGCUCUCCGCUAUCCUCGCUUGCUGCCCUUCCGGCUCUGCCCUCGCCCCGAAGUUCCGACUCGAGUUCCUUGGCCGAAGCUGCACGCGGGACUUUGGUACCAAAGGGCGACGGCCUUCGCAGUCGAGGUGCUUGCAACAGCAAUGCGUGGCGCAGCUGCGCCUGAACUUGCCAUCCGCAGAGUCAUCAGCUACAGCAACUUUCAGCAAUCAGUUUUGCAGCCGAUGA
Molecule: messenger RNA, 366 nt
Organism: Symbiodinium natans
Lineage: Eukaryota; Dinophyceae; Suessiales; Symbiodiniaceae
Source: the annotation of a GenBank genome assembly